This is a messenger RNA of Caenorhabditis elegans, 1629 nucleotides long. RefSeq names its product Peptidase S1 domain-containing protein (gene try-4). Gene Ontology annotation, molecular function: serine-type endopeptidase activity; peptidase activity; hydrolase activity. Bases 38 to 1012 code for a protein of 324 amino acids. The record is from RefSeq and is marked reviewed. The transcript has 6 exons. NCBI's taxonomy places the organism in Eukaryota, Metazoa, Nematoda, Chromadorea, Rhabditida, Rhabditidae. Gene Ontology annotation, biological process: proteolysis.
ACUAAAUGAAACAGUUCAAUUACAGACAGCAUUAUUGAUGUUAUGUUUUUCAAUUACUGCAUUAAUUAUUAUUUUCACAGUUCCUGUAAUCACGUUUGAACCUGUUUGGAUUGGAAACGCUUUUUCGAUGGAAUCGUUUCAAACUAUAGUCGAUAAUGAGGUGUUGAUGGAAUCUUGUGGAAUUCAACAGGAAUCAAAAAUCAAAAACUUUCCUUGGGCUGUAUCAUUCACUGUUGAUGGUGUCAAUCGAUUAGGUGGUUCAAUUAUAAGUCCUUAUCACAUUAUUACUGCUGCACACGGUUUCAUCACAACAAUUGGUUCUCGAGGAAAUCUAUGUGAAAAUAAGAAUUGGAAGAAACCGAACUCGUCAAUCUAUCGAUCGAUCAAAUUCCUUCGUGAUACUCGGAAAGUUGCAUAUGGGGGUACAUGCAUUCGUGGACACACUGAUAAAUAUCCAAAUGAUCCAAGAUGCAAAAAAUCUGAUGUAAUCCAUAAUAAGGUCAGAGCAGUGCUUGUUGACGGGGAAUUCGCGUCUUCCAACUGUCUAAAAGGUCAUGACUGGGCAAUUGUUGAAGUCGAGAAACGGAUUCAUUUCAGCGAAAACGUGCGUCCAAUUUGUCUUCCACGCCCUAACAUGUACUACACAAAGUCAUUGGCAGUUCCUGGAUGGGGAAGAAGUUACAUUUUUAAUGAGUCUGGCCCGCUGAUUCAUGAGAUCCCAAUGCGAAUUGAUAGAGACUGCAAGCGUCCUUGGAGUGAUAGGUUACCAGCGGAUGCGGACGAUUUCAUAUGUGCUACUUCAAUGAAUGUUUCAAAUUAUUCAGCGCCCAGAACUUGCCACGGAGAUAGUGGAGGUGGUCUCGAAUAUCGAGAUGACAAUUAUGGACGUGCUUUUUUAAUUGCAAUUACGUCAUUUGGAACUCGUGGGUGUCCCAGCAAUAUGCUUGCCAGAUUCACAAGAGUAGAUAUGUAUUUGAAUCUAAUUUGUAAUUAUACUGGAGUUUGCUAUUAAUAUGUAUUUUUGAUGUUGGGAUUUUGUCUUAUUUUUAUUUUUGUGUUAUAACUAACAAUGUUUGAAGGAGGACCAACGAUUCAGACAAUUUUCAACGUAUAAACCAAAAAUGGGCUCAAUUGAACGAAAAAUCGUAAUGGAACUUCUCAAACAUUUUUCUAAAUUUUUUUUAUGUGGUUGAAAAUUUCGAAAAUAUUACACUUUUUCUAUUACACAUUAAGGUAUAUUUAAACCCGAUAGGUAACCAAUUUCACUUGUUUUCGGAAAAGUAGCCAAAAUACGAGAUUUUAGCUCAAAUCAGUGUAAUUUUUUUCGAAAUUUUGAACCGCCAAAAUUUUUUUUAUGCAUAAAAAAAAUUUUCGAAACUUUUAAAGUUUCAUUACGAAAUUUGUUCAUUUGAGCCCAUUGUGUGUCUAUACGUUCAGAUUUGUCCGAACCGUUAGUCCUCCUAUAAAAUAAGCCUAUGUGAAAACAUUCAAACUUUCCUUCCAUUCCCAUAUGGAUAAACUCCAUCGAUUAGUUUUCUGUCUAAACGUUUGCAAAUUAUUUUACGGGUAUUUAUAUUGUAAUUUUACUAAAUUUUGAAAUAAUUUCUAUGCGGAAAAAAUUGCAUUUUU